UAUGUAGAUUGGAUAGUGGGAUCCUGUAGAAACGAUCCCCUCUAGAUAUAGAUAAACCCUUCUGUAGAUUAAACCCAAACCUCGGUAGAUUAAACCAUUUUGCCACACAGUGCAUUGGGGGUUUGCCUCAAAAGAUGACUAAACAAAAAUUUCACAAUUAUUUUCGUUGUCUAUAAAAUAUACAUAGAAUCCAUUAAUUGGUCACCUCCUUCAAUUUAUAUAUAGAAAUUAUGCAGUGUACACCGCCCUUUUAUCUCCUUCCCCUUAUCUCAACCAUGGCGGCAACGGCUCUUCUGCUCCCUGUCCUCCUCCUAUCUGCCUCCGUCGCCGCCACUGUAGUUGCAGAAAGCUGCCGCUCGUGGCCUGACGAUGCCGACACCCUCCCAAUCCUCCACAUCCAUGGCAAAUGCUCGCCCUUUGCCGCUCCCUCCACCUCCUCGUGGCCCGACACUGUAAUGCACAUGGCCAACAACGACCCUGCCCGCCUUGCCUACCUUGCAAACCUUGCUACCGUAGUCCCAAUCGCCUCGGCGCAGCAGAUACUCCACACUGGCAACUACAUAGUGCGUGCAAAGUUUGGCACUCCCGGCCAGCUCAUGUUCAUGGUACUUGACACUAGCAAUGACGCCGCCUGGGUCCCCUGUACCAACUGCUCUGGAUGCCCCUCCACUCCCUCUGCCGCCUCCUUCACGCCGAAUUCCUCCUCAACCUAUGCUCCUCUCCCAUGUACUGUCCCUGCGUGUACGCAGGCUCGCUUACCAUCAUGCGUUAGUGGUCUAUGCUACUUCAAUCAAUCCUAUGGUGGUGAUUCCUCGUUCUCGGCGGUGCUGUCUCAGGACACGCUUCGUCUGGCUAUGGAUUUGAUCUCGAAUUAUACAUUUGGGUGUGUGCGUUCGGCUGCUGGCGGGUCGUUGCCGCCGCAGGGGCUAUUGGGCCUUGGCCGUGGCCCUGCAUCACUGCUCUCACAAGCAGGCAUGCUUUACCAACGCACCUUCUCAUACUGCUUGCCAAGCUUCAAGUCCUACUAUUUCUCUGGCUCACUCCGUCUCGGCCCCGCCAGCCAGCCAAAGCACAUACGCACCACCCCACUUCUGACCAGUUCGCACCGGCCCUCUCUGUACUAUGCAAAUUUGACUGCCAUAAGCAUCGGGGCUCUGCUAGUUCCUGUCCCGGGGUUCAACCCACUAACCGGCGCUGGCACCAUAAUAGACUCGGGGACCGUGAUAAGCCGGUUUGUGGCUCCAGUGUACGAGGCAGUGCGAGACGAGUUCAAGAGAGUGGUGGCGGGGCCAUUCUCUCCGCUGGGUGCGUUCGACACUUGUUUCCCAGCGCCGAUGGACGUGCCAACGGUGACAUUGCACUUCGAGGGUCUGGAUUUGGUGCUGCCGGCCGAGAAUGUGCUGAUACACGCAUCGGAGGGAUCGCUCGCGUGCCUGGCCAUGGCGGCAACACCCGGGGAUGUGAAUUUGGCACUGAAUGUGAUUGCCAACCUUCAGCAACAGAACCACCGGUUGCUCUUCGACCUGCCCAACGCGCGCCUCGGCAUCGCCCGGGAGGCUUGCAAUUGAGCUCGCUGCCCCUGCCCUACCCCCUCUUCUACUGCGUUUUCCAAUUGUUUCUUCGUUUUCCCCUUUGAUUGUUACUUGCUCCAAAUGAAAUAUAAUGUUUUGUUUCUGUCAUAAUAAUAUUCUGGGAUAUUGCAUUGGUACACAAAUUAA
Amborella trichopoda is the source of this 1718-nucleotide messenger RNA. RefSeq names its product Eukaryotic aspartyl protease family protein. Gene Ontology annotation, molecular function: aspartic-type endopeptidase activity. The record is from RefSeq and is a predicted model, not a curated record. NCBI's taxonomy places the organism in Eukaryota, Viridiplantae, Streptophyta, Magnoliopsida, Amborellales, Amborellaceae. Gene Ontology annotation, biological process: proteolysis.